Molecule: messenger RNA, 3126 nt
Organism: Leptopilina heterotoma
Lineage: Eukaryota; Metazoa; Arthropoda; Insecta; Hymenoptera; Figitidae
Product: metabotropic glutamate receptor 7-like
Exons: 17
Coding region: 232-3126 (964 amino acids)
Biological process (GO): regulation of synaptic transmission, glutamatergic; G protein-coupled glutamate receptor signaling pathway
Cellular component (GO): membrane
Molecular function (GO): adenylate cyclase inhibiting G protein-coupled glutamate receptor activity
Source: RefSeq, a predicted model, not a curated record
CGGUUUUUCAUUCUACGUGUGAUUUUACGUCAUGACGGUGUUCGGUUUUAUUUAUUUAUUUAUUUUUGAGUGAAAUGCCGCUUUUUUAAUUAAUACGAAAUAAAAAAAAAAAAAAAUUUACAGUUUCAUAAGCUGCCAUUUCUUCUAACAUCUUUGGGAUUACUCUACACGGAUCGGGGUCCCGGUGGUUGGUCAUCGGGAUCCUUGGUUUCCGUUCGUGAGGUGCUCAAAAUGAGCCUACAGAGGAUUCUACCGAUGUGGUGCUUCCUCGUGCUCGUUGAGUGCACCCAAUUACAUAGAAAUAACAGUGACGAAGAUGGUUCAAAAUUAAUUCGAAUCGUCGGCGACGUUAUUUUUGGAGGAAUAUUUCCUAUGCACGAACAUCAGGUAACCAAUGUCAAUGUUGAAUCACCAUGUGGCGCUGUGAAAGAGGAAAAAGGUGUUCAACGAUUGGAAGCAAUGUUGUAUGCGUUGGAUCUAAUUAACAGUGACAACGAACUCCUCCCCAAUACCACCCUGGGUGCCUUGAUCCUGGAUUCUUGCAGUAGUGACACACAUGCUCUCGAUCAAAGCAUGGAAUUCGUCAGAUCUUACAUGAAUCAAGACAUAUCGGAGUACAAAUGCGAGAGUGGAAAAUCUCCCCUGUAUGUUCCACAUAAGCCAGUGACUGGUGUUAUUGGAGCUUCUUUUAGUGGGGUUUCCAUUAUGGUCGCCAAUAUUCUCAGACUCUUUAAGAUACCACAAGUCAGCUAUGCAUCAACGAGUACUGAACUCUCGGAUAAGAGUCGUUUCGAGUAUUUUAGUCGAGUCGUUCCUCCUGAUAAUUUUCAAGCUCAAGCGAUCGUUGAGGUGGUGCAUGAACUCGGCUGGAAAUACGUCUCCACUGUUGCAGUUGAGGGUGAUUAUGGGGAGAAGGGUAUUGCCAGCUUUAUCGCCCUUGCAGCCAUAUAUAAUAUUUGUGUGGCUGUCAGUGAGAAGAUCCUGAGAAACGCAAAGACCGAAGAUUUCGAGAGGAUUGUGGAUCGGCUCAGCUCUAAACCAAAUGCUCGUGCUGUUGUUCUUUUCGUCGAUGAGGAUAAUAUAAGGAAAUUGCUGCAUGCUACAAUAAAGGCCAAUCGGACAGGUCAUUUUAUGUGGAUUGGUAGUGAUUCCUGGGGAGCUAAAGCACAUCCUGUCAAAGAACAAGAAUUCGCCGCAGAGGGAGCAAUCACAAUCUUACCUUUUAAAAAUUCUCUCGAAGGUUUUGACAAGUAUUACAACAAUUUGCGUCCACGAAUGAACGACGAGUGCGGAAACCAAGCGGAGCAAAAUGUCGAACAUCCAACGUUGCCGGGAAAAAUAGUAAAUUGUCGAAAUCUUUGGUUUCGCGAAUUUUGGCAGCAGCAUCAUCGAUGUUCUUUUGGACCGAAAAAAGAUGGAAAACCACAGUGCACGGGCAAGGAGCAAUUACGAAAUUACGAGCAAGAAGGAUUGGUACCUUUUGUUGUGGAUGCUGUUUAUGCAAUGGCACAUGGGAUUCAUAAUCUGAUUGAGGACGUGUGUGUCGAAACCGACGAAUCCGAACAUUAUUUAUGUGACAGUUUGAAACCAGCACCCCGGGGGCAACAACUUUUGCAAUAUAUUCGUAACGUCACUUUUAUAGGUCGACAAGGGACUGAAAUUAGAUUUAACGCCGACGGCGAUGCCUACGGAUUUUACAACAUUUAUCAAUAUCAACGUGGUGAAGAAGGGCGAUUCAAUUAUACACUGAUUGGCACUUGGAAAGAAGUGUUUCCUUUCAGUAAACUCUCCAUGAAAAAAACAGAACACAAAAAUGCUACCAGUGGAAAUGAUUCUUUUGUGACUUCAUAUAACAGAUUGGACUUCGAUGUCAAUUUGACUGAAUGGGUUACUGGUCCUGGAGAGGUUCAUGUUCCCCGUAGUGCUUGCAGCGAUGAUUGUCCUUUGGGACACGUUCGUAAUUUUCAAGAAGCAUGCUGCUGGAGUUGUGUGCAGUGUCCCCAAGAAGCUUACGUUUUUAAUGACUCGUGUCAAAGGUGUGCUGACGGUUAUGCACCAAAUGAUAAUAAAACAAAUUGUAUAAAAUUAACACCCGAGGUUAUUCCCUGGACGAGUCCUUGGGCAAUAGUUCCUCUCGCUUAUGCCUCCAUUGGAAUCUUCAGUACUCUCUUUACAACUGCCGUUUUUAUUCGGUACAACAGAACUCCAGUAAUCAUGGCCUCUGGUCGUGAACUCUGCUACGUGCUUUUGGUUGGUAUCCUUUCCUGCUAUGGGAUGAGCUUUAUAAUUCUCAGUAAGCCAACAUUCUGGAAUUGCACCUACUUGCGAAUUGGUCUCGGUCUUUGCUUAAGCAUUUGCUAUAGUGCAAUUUUAACAAAAACCAACCGCAUUUCGAGAAUUUUCAACGAGGGUCGGCAAAUGAAACGACCAUCAUUCACAUCGCCAAAAAGCCAAGUGGCAAUAACAAUCGGGCUUACUGCAGUUCAGCUGGUUGGUGCUAUUUUUUGGCUAAUAAUUGAACCGCCUGAUAUCAAGGAAAUUCAUCCGUAUCCACUGACGGCCGUACUCACAUGUCGUGUGUCAACAUUCUCUCUCAUGAUGUCAUUGGUCUACAAUAUGUUUCUCAUUCUCAUGUGCACACUCUACGCAUUUAAAACACGGAAAAUACCGGAAAAUUUUAACGAAGCUAAAUACAUUGGUUUCACAAUGUAUUCCACCUGUAUUGUGUGGUUGGCCUUUGUUCCAAUUUAUUUUGGCACCAAUAACGACUACAAGAUACAAAUAGCGAGUAUGUGUAUGUGCAUCAACAUCUCGGCGACUGUUGCCCUCGGCUGCCUUUUAUCUCCUAAGGUGUACCUGGUGCUAUUUCAACCUUACAAAAAUGUCAGAUCCGGUCAAUCUCAUACAAGUGCCACUCAAGGUGCCCAACGGCCAGGUUACAGUAUGCGGUUUACAGCGGGUCGGAGUCAGACAAUGCUGAGUGUAACGUCGGGUUCGAGGAGCAGCCCACCGCCCACAUUACCUCGUGCAGGUUCACGUAGCGGAGGUGAACCAAAGCACGCAAAUGGUGAGCCGCAACGGAGCCUCGCCGCAAGCCCAUCCAUAGAGGAAACCUCCCUUAGCUAG